UUCGCGUAGCCUGGCCGCGAGCUGCGUCUGAACGGAGGCGAAGAUCGUGUCCCGACUUAACCAGAACCGCGUGAAAUGUUCGUCUGCGAAGCUUAAUCGUGCCCGAUCGACGAAACGGAUGAUCUUUCCCGUCUUUAUCCGCAAAGAGCUGCUGUCUCGUGAACACAAGUGCUGCUGGUCCCAACGGUCGAUCCCCUCCGUUCGCCAGCCUUCUUGACUCAUUUUUGUGAUCCGGUCACCGAAAACUUCCAUCAUUCCGUCAAUAACCGAGUGCCGACCCGCAGGGUGGCAAUUUUUCGAUAAGGGAUCUAUCUGCGAUAGGCUGGUAGGCCAGUCUGUUGGUGGGUGUCCGAGCAACAGCGGCAACUGGAAGUUGGCCCUGAACGCAGAGCCCCCGUGGCUUUGCUAGCACCCCCACAGUGAUCUCGUAUUAAUCCGCCUCCCCACGACUCACCCACCUCUCAUUGACAGCUGCCUCUUUGCUGCCCCAGCGCCUAUAGAGUACCCAUCAAACUUUCGACCUCUCAAUUAAGCAAUCAUCAUGAAGGUAACAAAUUUGGACGAACGCAUCCACGUGUUGGACGGUGCGUCGAGUGUUAUGACCGUCAUUAAAGACAUCGCAACCAGCGGUCUGCAAGAAGAAGCUUUCUACGUACUUGACAUCGGAGACAUUGUACACAAACACCAAAUCUGGAAGGAGAGACUCCCACGCGUCGAUCCUUAUUAUGCGGUGAAAUGUAACGACACCUUGACCGUACUCGAAGUUUUGGCAUCCCUUGGUAUUGGAUUCGACUGCGCAUCAAAAUCUGAAAUUAACAAAGUAUUAGGCGUGGGUGUCGACUCCUCGAGGAUCAUCUUCGCGAACCCUGCCAAGCCCGCUUCUCACAUUCGCCAUGCUGCAGCGGUUGGAGUUGACACCAUGACCGUUGACAACGAAAGCGAGCUGCACAAGAUCAAAAAGUUACACCCAGCGGCCAAGAUCGUUCUUCGCAUUCGGUGCGAUGCCGAACUAGCUCAGUGUCAGCUGGGGAUGAAGUUUGGCUGCGACCCUAACUUCGAGGCUCCGAAUCUCCUGCACGUGUCUCGAAUGUUGGAUCUAGAUGUUGUGGGAGUGAGCUUCCACGUAGGGUCUGGUUGUCAAGACCCUCCGGUAUUCAAGAGAGCCAUUUGCCAUGCUAAGAUGCUCUUCGAUCUGGCUACCGAGUUAGGCUUCAAGCCUUACCUGCUCGAUCUCGGAGGUGGCUACCCUGGUAACAAAGGCACUAGCAUCGAUAAAAUGGCCGAUGUCAUCAACAAGGCUAUCGACGAAUACUUUCCGACCGAUGACGUCCACAUCAUUGCCGAACCCGGCCGCUUCUACGUAGCUUCUGCUUUCACCCUGGCAACUAGUAUUCACAGCAAACGUUCGGUACGCAGCGACGAGAAAUCGCCAUCUACCAUUACGCACAACAUGUACUACAUCAACGACGGUGUUUACGGUUCUUUUAACUGCCUUCUCUACGAUCAUCAGCACGUUACGCCUAUUCCACUCAAGAGUGGCUGCGGCAAGAUGAUUCCCUCGAGCAUUUGGGGACCGACUUGUGACGGUCUGGAUCAAGUUGUCGAUAACAUUCUGCUUCACGAAAUGGAUCUCGGAGAGUGGAUUAUCUUUGAAAACAUGGGAGCCUACACUCUACCGGUUGCUUCUCCAUUCAACGGAUUUCCGGUGCCAAAGGUCCACGUUGUAGCAGAUGAAGCAGUUUGGCUCUUGCUCAAAGACGCGCUACCUCUGACGGAGGACCACUUCGUGAUUGGCAACACUCCAGCCAAUUUGCGUCUUGGCUUGGAUAUCGGAGGUUCUAAGAUCGACGGAUGGGCCAAUCCUGGCAUCGAGCUAGUGCCCACACAGGAAAUCCUGUCAAAUCCCACCGAUUCGUCUCCGCCCUUCAUCUAUGACUACGUGGAGGUUGAGCCGUUAAACUGAGUCACAGAAGUCUCGAUCGACUUUGGAAAGCCCAUCGCAAGGAGGUGUGUUCGUUACAGCUAGCGACAAGUUCCGAGAGAGACGGUCCAAUCAUUCUAUAAUUAUAAUUUGGUAAUUAAUCCAUAAUUUAUCUAAUUGCAUUAUCGGUUGGGAUCAAGUUCCCCUCAACGUUAACUGAGCAUCUGAUUAACGAUCGCCUAUCGGUCGGCAACGGAAGUAUUUCAGGAUUACGGAGAUAUUAUGGUCUAAUUACUUAAUUACAAUUCCAGUUAGAUCGCAUUUUUUUUUUAUACCGUUCCGAGCCAUUUCAAUGAUCGUGGAAUCUUUUUAUAACCCUUUCUCAAUAGAUUCCCUUCAGUCUGGGAGUUGUUCAUGUUGUCGACUAUCUGGUAUAGCGACAUUGAUUCUGCACUGGCAGAGAGUACUUUAUCAGGGUUUGCACGAUCAUUGAUGUAAUUGUCAUCGAUCAAUUACUCAGCAAAGCCGAGAACACCUCCUUGCGAUGUAUCAGGGCAAAUCGAACGACCAUUCCUUUAAUUGAAUGUGGGUGGACAACGAAUUCCAAUUUCUUGAUUAAAAAAAAAAAGGAAAAAAAAGAAUCAUAUUUAGCCAGGCAGCAAAUCGGGCCACGAUAUAUACAGCAGAUUAUGUGUCAAAGAAGAAAUGAAAAAUAGUAAUAUGAGCAGUGUCGUAGCGAUUCAACUCUAUAGUUUUGUACCAGACUUUAGACGGCGAUAUUAAUCCGUUGCUUUGACAUUUUCAAGCACGACAGAAGUAAAGUAACGAAAACGUAGGGAACGCAUCGCGGCGUGAGGCAAUUCGAAAUAUCCCAAGGUAUUAAUUUAGAGCCGGCGAAUAUUCCGAUUAACCUAGGAAAGGGUUUUAAAUCCGUCGAAAUUUUCAGUAGGUGCUUCGAUAAGUUUCAUACGCGACAGACAAUUCUAACGGAGAACAAUUAUAAAAGCGCACAGUAAAAUGUGAAAUAUCUCAAAUUACCUUUACACAGUAACGCGUCGUUUAUAUUGAUAUACUUCUAUGGAUCAAGCAUAUAUUAUAUACAUUGCUUUUAAUACAUUUAUUCUGGUAUCUGUCGAGCGUUCUAACUGCACGAGAAUUUGACUAAUCGGGAUGUUUACUCUGUCGUGUCGAGUGGAUCUUAAAGAUUUAAACGCCGGUGGCCAAUUUAUUACGAACGACUCGAUCUAAUGUUGAUUAACGAUACGAAAUACUGUUCAUGAGCAGCUUUCGAUUGAACAUUACGACUUGUCACGAGUCGUGGCUCGAUCUCUAUUUCAGUAGUGAUGACGUAAGGAUUUUCUAUCGAAAUUCUUUAGCUCUCCUUUCGGAGCUUGUAUACAGCUCUUAUGGUUUCCUCCCGAAGACAUUUAUCAUUUAUCGGUCGAUUGUGCUUUCAAAGGAUUUGGUUUCGGUGUAGCCGCAUUGCGCGGACGAUAAUUAAACCUAGAUAUUAAAAUGCAUUAUCAACGAAGCGGCGGAAAUAAGGGCAAAGUCGCCUUCGACAGUGUACGUAGCCAAUGCGUGGUGCGCAUACAAUUGCUAUGUGUUUCUUUUGAAUUCUUAUUUACUUGGAUCGUACUUAUGUGUAAUUUCUAUUUCUUUUUUUUUUUUCUCUCUCCGUCAAGCCAAAAGGUUAACUCUAUAGGAGUGCUAGGGAUUUUAAGGCAUUGAGGCAGCUGUCACAAACAAAAAGAACGAUUAGUUUCUUAUUAAUUAUUACUACCCCUCCCCUUGAACUUGUAUUAUACGUCGGCUAUUAUUAUUAUAAUUGUUAAUUAUUAUAUUUCACGUGUGUAGAGAUGCACAUUAGGUCAAUAAAUAUACUUCCACGUGUA
This is a messenger RNA of Orussus abietinus, 3816 nucleotides long. Its product is annotated as ornithine decarboxylase. Bases 542 to 1963 code for a protein of 473 amino acids. Gene Ontology annotation, cellular component: cytoplasm. Gene Ontology annotation, molecular function: ornithine decarboxylase activity. The transcript is spliced from 9 exons. The record is from RefSeq and is a predicted model, not a curated record. NCBI's taxonomy places the organism in Eukaryota, Metazoa, Arthropoda, Insecta, Hymenoptera, Orussidae.